This is a messenger RNA of Ectocarpus sp. CCAP 1310/34, 311 nucleotides long. The record is from the annotation of a GenBank genome assembly. NCBI's taxonomy places the organism in Eukaryota, Phaeophyceae, Ectocarpales, Ectocarpaceae.
AUGCUGACGUUUUUGGUGUGUAGCCAGAUUCCUCGCCGUCAGGUCCAGUGUAUUUUUUCGUACAACUACAACCAUCCAGGGUCACACAGGAGGGGGUAACACCAGGGCUUUUUUCUUCUUUUUAUUUCUUUUCAUGCCCCACCUUCCUCCUGCGGUGCGUGUUGAAUUUUUAUUUUUAUCGCGAGAAGGGUCCAGCCUUCCCUUUCCCUCGUCAACGGUGCUAACGUCGAAGGUUGGUACUCACGAGAGCUUGUCAGCUAUAUUUCGCUUUCACCCGCACAUUUCUUAGAAUUUUCACCGCAUGGGGAUUC